Trypanosoma theileri is the source of this 7476-nucleotide messenger RNA. RefSeq lists its product as uncharacterized. Bases 1 to 7476 code for a protein of 2491 amino acids. The transcript has a single exon. The record is from RefSeq and is a predicted model, not a curated record. Gene Ontology annotation, biological process: cilium movement involved in cell motility; axoneme assembly. Lineage: Eukaryota; Euglenozoa; Kinetoplastea; Trypanosomatida; Trypanosomatidae.
AUGGCUCAAGUUCUUGGUGCAGUUAAGCAAAGACUGUGCGCAAGUCAAAAAACGCGUUCAGUAGAUGUGCUUUUAGAGGCAUAUGAGGUACUACAGAGAUAUGAGUCUGGUACUAUGUUUAGUGCUCUUUCAGAAUCUUACGUACCGAUUGAGUUAUAUAUACUCUGCUGUGAAACUGCAAUAGAAUUAGGUAAAUGGGAUAUAGCUAAAAAAUGUUUGAAAACUUUUUCUGAUAAACGAACACCGACAAAAGCACUGGAGUCUCGAGCUUUAUACUGUGAUGCUCUCGUUGCUCUUCACAAUAUUCCAAGUUCAUGUCGUGGUAAAGCAAAAAUAUCAGCACAUUUACAGUGUGCUAGUAAAAUAGUGACUGGAAUAAAAAUUGUUUUAGAGGAAUGGCCAAAGGAAGCGCAUACACUUACAAUAGGGGUUGAACAUUUAUGGUUGUCCAUUAGAGAUCUCUUUAAUACUGGAACAUAUGAGAGUGUAGUGGAUAUUAUUGUAUUUGUUGUUGCACUACAUGAGAAACUUUUAUUAGGUGGACCUUUUUCACAUCUUCAGUGGAUUCUUCGAUAUGCUGUAAGUUUAAGGGGUCUUGGCCGAUUUCAAGAGGCAGUAGCUCAAUUAACUACAGCGUCAGAUGUAAUAUCUAAAGUAGGAUCUGAAAGACUACAAUUACAACUUUUUAGAUUUCAAAUACCUUUUUCAGCUAAUUUACCAGGUUUUCGCCCUAAACAAGAUUAUACAAAACCUGUAAUGCAAGGUAUAUAUGCAGUACAAUCUUUUUUCUGUGGUAUUACAGAUGAGCAUGUUUCUAGGAUGGAACUUAUAGCAGCUCAUGAACGAUUAAUUACUGAUCCAGAGAAGAAAGAAGUAAAACCAAAAGGAAAGAAAAAUGUAGAAUCUGAAUUUACAUUUAAUGAUCCAGCACUUGUUAUGGAUGUUCUUAGUGAAGUGGUUCUUGGACUUGCAUUAUGUGGAGCAGAUGAAACAUGUAGUGUUAGUUUAUCUAAGGUACUACAAAGUGAAAGUGUUCGUCCUCGUUUAUUUGGUGAAUAUGCUCAAGCUAUUCUUAAAGCUCGUGCUUGUGGAGCUCUGGAUGCGACGAAGGCAUUAGAUGCAAGUUAUUUAACAAGAAGUACGGCAGAAGCACUGUUCAAGUGUAUUAAAACAGUGGAAGGAACUAUGGAUAGCGCUCGUAUGAUUGAAGAUCCUUCUGAACGUUCAUACACGUUGGAGAUUGGUUGUGUUAUUCUAUGGAAUCUUUGCCUUCCAUUAUUGCAGCCAGAAACACGUGGAAGAUUGCGUCACACAUUAAAACGUAUAUCAUUACUUUUGGCAAAUCAUGGUUCUAAUUUGACCAGACUUCUUGUACAUGUAGCCUAUGAAUCUAGUUUAGUUGAAUUUGAGGAAGAUAAUUUAACCACUGCUAUUGAGCAAGUUGACCGAGCACUUUCUUUAGAUUACUUUGUUGUGAAUACAGAUGGAAAUAUUGUCUUUCCUAUGGAUUUUGCGUUACAAUGGUUGAAACGACGAUGUUUAGUACGUCGAGCUAUUGAUACUAGUGCCCUUUCUUCACAGGAAGAUCAAGUGAUUCAUUUGAUUGAACAAGCAAGAACAACAGCUUCUACAUCUAAUCGACUUGUUUUGCUACAUUCUGCUGUUAAUAAACUUCCUCCUCUUAAUACUAUGGUAAAUAUUACUUCUGCAAUUAAGGAGAAAACACCGGUACAACGUGAACAAACAAAAAGUAGUAAACAACGUAAACAAGCUACCGUUAUAGAUACACCAGAAGAACCAACAACACGUCUUGUUACAAAUCCUUCGGUGGCAAAUAUUUACUACUUACUUUUAAAAGAGGCUAAAGAGAUAAAGAGUUCAUCUAUAAAUCAAAUAAUAGAAACUGUAGCAGAAAGUUUAACUCAUAUUAAUAUUUUGAAAGAAAGUGAUUCAAAAAAUUUACUUGUCAUGCAGGCAGAAGCUCAUUUGAGUAUGGCUGAAGUUUUAUUAACUAAAUCUGAGACCAAUAGUAAUACUGGAAAAACAAAUUCUACAGAUGAUGCUAUGUCUCAUAUUUCAGAAGCUGCAAAGAUUAGUGUAAAAUUAUGUGCUGCAGGUUAUCAUGAAGAAUGGAUAGUAGUAAAUGCUUGUCUUUCUUUAAUUAAUUGGUUCACUGAUUCUUUCCGUAAAGGUUUAUUUCUUUCAGCUGCAACAGUUCUUGGAGAACUGUAUAUGGCACUUAACCAAACUCGUGUGGAUCCUAUAAGAGAGUACAAACUUUUUGAUGAUAUUGGAUUUGGAUAUGUUAUGUCCAUUAUACAAAUGUAUAUAUCUUCAAAAGGUGAGGUAAAUGGGGAGUUAAGUUGUGAAACAUUGGAAGAAACGAUGGAAAAAACUUUUCUAUACCCUAUAUGUGAGGCAAAUAAUCCUAUACUUCGAAAAGCAUUAGAUAUUAUUCGUGAGAUAAAAAGUAAGUGGAGUUUACCUUCUCGAAGAAAAAAAUUUACGCUUCUUGAUUCCUGUGUUCAUAGACUUUUUGAAAAAAAUCAAGAUGAAUCUCAUCAUCCUCAGGAACUAUUACUUUUUUCUUUAGGUCGAUUGAGUGGUCCAAUCUCUUCUGAAGAAAAACGUCAUUUAAUUAAUAAGGAGUGUUUAGACUUGUUACGACUUGAUCCUUCAGUAGAACUUUGUGGUCGUCUCGCUACCCAUAGUAUGCAAAUACCAGAAAAUGAGAGAGUAACUCUGGAACUUUGUCGAAUUGCAGAUCAUUUAUAUCAAAAUGGAAAACUUGGUUGGGGAACUAAGAUGAUUAUAAAUCCUACUCCAAGUAAAGAAAAAGGAGAUAAAGGACAUUCAAGUUCCAAUGUAUCUUCAACAAGUGGUAGUAUAUCUUGUUCCAUUACGUAUCCAAAACCAUGUGAAGAUGAUUGGUAUUGGUAUGCUGUUUUAUUACUUUACCAGGCUACUGUUCUUUUGCGUUUGGGAAGUGGAAUUGAAAGAUCCAAACGUUUGGAUUUAGAAAAACGUAUUCUUGUAGUUAUUACUAAUAGUGCUAUUGCAGCUUCUCAUGGUCCUCCUAGAACACAAAUUUCACAAAUAUCACAAGCUUAUCAUGCUUUUUGUAUAGUUGCUGAUUCUUUUAGUGGAGCAUCACGUCAUUUACUUUUCCCAAGUCUUAAAAUGUUACUAUCCCCUAGUAUAGUAACAAAACUGAAAUUAUCAUCUCGAGCAGGUGGAAAUGAUGGUUAUGCAGAUCGUGAAGGUAUUUAUACUUUAUUAACUACAAUGGCUGGAUAUUUUCUAACCGCAUUAUUAGAAAAAGGUGCCUAUGAUGAGGGAAUUAAAAUAAUGAAUGAACUUCUUAGUGUUCUUCCACCAAAGUAUCAUAGAGUUUUUCACACUUUUGAAGCUCAAUUCCGUUGUAAUUUGGGACUUUCAAUGUCGCAAUUACUACAUAAAAUUAAAGGAGGAGAUCCAGAGACAGAAGCCGCUGUUUGGAUUGCUAUUGCAAAGAGUGCAGGAAAUAUUACAGAAAGUACGAAAGCUUGGGUAAAAUCUGUUGAAAUAUUAUCAGAAAAACCACUUGAAAAGGCUGAUACACUUCUUCAAAUGUCAGAAUGGAUGACAGCUCAUAAUGCUAUUUCAAGACAUGAACUUGUUACCCUUUUAUUAUCAGCUCUUGAUGCAGUUGAACAUUUUGGUGAAAUUCAAAUGAUUAAAACUUUAAGUGGUAGUACAUUAACUUCAUCAUUACGAAGUGUUCGUCAAACAUUAGCAUCUUCAUUAGGUGGACGUACAUUUGCUCUAUCUCAUGCUUUUUCUACUCGUUCUUAUGGAAAUACAUCUGGCGGUACUCAUGAACCUCCAUCUCUUCGUGAUGCUAUGACGGCGAUUCGUAUUUUGUAUUUCCUUUUCGUAAUUGCACCAGAAGAGUCAAGUAAUGAUGGUUCUUUUACCGAUAGUAAAAUUUCUUGUACGUCUACUAUUAUUUAUUAUAUAUUUUGUCUUUGGCAAAUUGUUUCUAUUCGUGUACGAGUUCAUGAUGAGAAUUUAGAACAUGAAACAAAGAAUAAACCAUUAGAACUUCCUGAAGAAUUUUAUGGUUGGCAAGGAUUUCGAGUUGAUCCUCAUUGGGUAGAUGUAAUACGAUCUUCUUGUCCUGAUGAUGCCACUUAUAAUACAGUAAAACUUUGGGGAAUGCUUAUGGAGGUUUGUGAAUUUUUUAUGCGAGAAAAUAUGGAACAAUAUGCAUUUAUCAUUUUUUCUUGGAUUGAAUUUUCUGUAUCUUGGAGAUAUGGAAAUUCUGAUCCACGUGCGUUGGCUAUAAUCCGCGCUGUUUAUUACAAAUCAUUUAUGGCAGCUUCUCGUUGUGGAUUAGGGAGAAUGAGUAAUAUGUAUCACGUGGAUGAACCUAAGGCUGAAUAUUGGUCUAGUAUACAAGAGAUAUUAUUAACAGUAGAACCUCCUUUACCUUUUUCAGACUUUUCAGAUGGUUUUUUUUCAUUUACUAGCUGUAAAGGAACUAUAUACCAUUCUGUUUUAGUGGAAGCGGAAGAACUUUUUUCACUUGGACGUAUACAAGAGUCAUUGGAAUGGAAUAGAAAAGUUUUACAAUGUGCAAUGCGAGUGUGUAGCAAUGAUACUAUAAUUCGUUGUCAUUUACUGGAGGCGCGGGCAAGUAUUCUUCGCGGUGAAGGAGCAUAUGCGGCUGAACAAUUAAGUUUACUAGAGGAAAAUUAUAGUAAACUUACCUUUCAACUUUGGACAGAACUAAGGUUAAUACAUUUUGAAGCUUUAGUAAGUUGUCAAAAAUUGGAAGAAGCUAUUAAUUUGGUUAAACAAAUUCCAAUAAGUCUUUCACUUCGUGCAAAUGAAAUUAAUACAGAUUGUGUAGCUAAAGAUGUAGUAAAAGAUAUAUUAAGAGAUUGUCAAAGAAGAGUUUUACGAGAAAGUGCUCAACUUCUUGUCUCUUUAUUUGACCUUCCUUUUCAUCGUUUCUGUUGGCCAGGGAAAAGCGAAUAUACUACCAAAACGUUUCUUUCAGAAGUGUGCGAUCAAUUACGUGAAUUUGGUGAUUGGAAAAGUCGAUCUAUAGCUCUUCGUGUUAGACAGAAUUUACGACCAUGUGUGGAUGAAACUCUUCUAGUUGUGGAUAUUGAUAAGGGUAAAGAAAUAUUAACUAUGUUAUAUGAAGAGUAUUGUGAACUUCUUGAGGUAACAGAACUUGUUCGUCAGGAAAUGGAAGCGAUGAUACCUGUCUCUUCAUAUACACAAAGUAUUGCGGCACAACCUGGUCUUGCCAUUGGAUUUGAUGAAGUAUUAGUUAUGAGAGCUCGUAAUUGUUUGGAACGAGAAUUAUUAAAAGAUUUUAUUUUACUACGAUACCACCAACUGACUAUGGAACAGCUUGGUAUACCAACAGGUGGACCUAAAGAAUUGGAAUCUUCUGUACUGCAAUAUAUGCGAGAUCCCAAACAAUAUGAAUAUAUAAAAAAGAGUGUACAAGAAGAAGAAGAAGAUAAUAUAUCUGGGACUGCAAAGAAUGAAUACGAUCCAGAGAAGGAGUUAGAAUGUGCGUUAAACCAUUUUGGUAUUCCAGUAGCAUAUAUGGAAGGUGCAUCUGGAGUAGAUGCUGAGGCUAUGCUUUGGCGUGUUACAAAUAGUGGUGAAGGAUGUUCACCUAUUCAAAUGGAAGCUUUUAUACGUGUUUCUCUCGCAGAAUUUCAACGAAGAUUAAAGGCAUUUAGUAAAAAGGAAGAUUCUUCUACGAUAAAUGAUGGAGAAACAGUAGAAUUAGGAUCACAUUAUAAUAAUAUUUUGACAAAAAAAUGGACCGUUCCUAUUGUUGUUGCAGAACGAGCUCUUGGUCGUAAAUAUAGUCGUAAAGUACUACAAACAGAGAGACGAAAAGGUAAGAAAAUUAUUCCUGUUGAAACAACAGAAACAGUUCCACAACCAAUUAACUUAUGGAUAAAUGAGAGUAGUAAUCUUAUACCUGCAAUAAAACAAGGUAUUACCUAUGCAUCUCAUUUAUUAGAUUAUAAGGAAUUAGCAAAAUGCUAUAUUUGUCUAGCUCAUUCGCUUAUACUUUCAGAUAUGCCAUAUGCAGCUGGUACUGCUAUUGAAUUUGCACAAGCUGCUGAGAUGUAUAGUUUCAUUGUUAAUGUUCAUGGCGCUCUUCUUAGUAGCUCACCAGAGAGUAAUUUUAUUCGUUUAGUGGAAAAAAUGAAGAGGAACACACCUUUUCUUUUAAAUACCACUGCCUUUGAUAAAAUACGAACUGAAUUAAUGACCGCCUCAAGUAUGUACCGACGGUGUGAUCUUGUAGGUCAUUGGCCACGAGAGCCAAACAACCCGGAUCCUCUUCCUCCUGACUAUUGUACCUUUUCUGUUGUGCGUGAGGGUUGUACGCCGUACUUCCUGGUGGCACUUCGCCGCCCGGACGGUAUGGUGGACAGUCGCCGUGUGCAGUUGGAUGUGAAUGCCCUUCUCGGCUGCGGCGAUGCCUUUAAGCGGGCGGAGGAACUCCAGCGGGGGGUGUUGGUCCGCCGCCCCUCCGCCUCCUCCGCCCCACCCCCCUCCGAUGGCUCCUUCGCCGCCGGCGUUCGGGCGGCCAGCCCACCGACGGCGCCCCUCCUGCGGCGGCUGGAGGUCCUGACGGCCCCGCUGUGGGAGGACUUCCGCCCCGCCCUCGCCUCCCUCGCGCCCGGCUGCCAUCUCUUUCUCUGCCUCGACCCGCUCCUGCACGCCCUCCCACUCGAGAUGCUCUCACCCAUCAUCGGCUUCGCCUCCGUGCAGCGCGAGUUGUCGGUGCUGAACGUACGCCAGAAGUUUGCAGCACGCAGCGGCAAGACGCAGUCAGGCUCAACGCUUCUACUCAUAGACCCCUUCGCCGAACAUGAGGGAGCACUGCAGACACUUGUAGGUCCAGAAAAUCGACACAAGUCCACAUCAAAUGAAAUCAUUACAGCUACAAAAGAGAGUAAUGGUACGUUGUGUAAACCAUCAUUGGCGUACAUGCAACGCUCUCUUGCAUCAAAUAAUCACAGCUCUGUACUCGUAAACACAUGUGGGGCUUUCACAGAUAUUGUAACCCCACAAUCACUUGCCGAACUUUCACUAGAUCACUUGCAGGUUGUAUUCUACACUGAAGGAACUAAUGAAAGAUCGUUACGUCGUAGACAAAAACAACAAACAAGCAAAACGACACUGAACCUUUUACAUGAAAAACAAUCUAUUUUUUCACUUCUUUUUCUUGCACGAGGUGUUCAAUAUUUAUGUGGCAAUGCUUUUCCUUUGUCUCCAGAGGAAUGUGACGCCUUAAGCAAACGAUGUUUACCUGUUGUUACUAAUGGUGGAAAAGGUGUGUACGAAGCUGUUCGUGCUGCUGCAGGGGAGAUUAUUACUAGUGUUUCUACUGAUAUAACCCCAUCUUUUAUCUUUUAUGGUGUACCUAUAUCUGGUAAACAAAAGUAA